Messenger RNA from Saccostrea cuccullata (small rock oyster), 3247 nucleotides. Its product is annotated as receptor-type tyrosine-protein phosphatase alpha-like. The coding region runs from base 33 to 1913 and encodes 626 amino acids. Gene Ontology annotation, molecular function: protein tyrosine phosphatase activity. NCBI's taxonomy places the organism in Eukaryota, Metazoa, Mollusca, Bivalvia, Ostreida, Ostreidae. The record is from RefSeq and is a predicted model, not a curated record. Gene Ontology annotation, biological process: protein dephosphorylation. The transcript is spliced from 17 exons.
AAAAAGAAUCUAUUGAUUCCAAAGGGAGGAUAAUGCUUCAAAAAUUGGAAAACAAACAGACAUCAACAAAGCCGAGUCAUUCCAAAUCUGCAAAAAAGGAUAAUACAUCAAGUCUUGGCGAGUCAACCACAAGCCUUGUCCCACAUGGUCAGGCAAAAGAUCCAAGAGGUGGAUUGAUACACACAAAGAAAUUAAUACCGAUAAAGAACUUACAUGUGAUAGUAGAAAAGAUGACAUUGUGUGAAAGCGCUGGAUUUAAGAAUGAAUAUAUGGAAAUAAAGAAGGGAGAACUUUAUCCUUGUUUAGAAGCCAAAAAGUCUGAAAAUGUGUCCAAAAACCGCUAUAAAACAACAUAUGCUUAUGAUCAUUCCCGUGUUAUUCUGUCAACAUUAUCGAGCGGAUCCAACUACAUUAAUGCGAAUUUUAUUGAGGAUACUCAAGGACAAAGGGCGUAUGUAGCUACUCAAGGUCCAAAGUCAAAGACGGUAUCUGAUUUCUGGUCAAUGGUUUGGCAAGAAAAGCUUAAUAUAAUUGUGUGUUUGACAAAUCUGAAGGAGGGAGAAAAGACUAAAUGCUCUCAAUACUGGCCCAACAAUGGCGAACAAAUAAGGACUGGAGAGUUUACCAUUUAUACCGAGAAGGAGAUUGUUUAUGCAGACUAUGUUAUAAGAACUCUUCGUCUAAGUAGAAAAAAUAUCAAAACAAACAUGGCGGUGAUGAUGUUCCAUUACACAAAAUGGCCAGACCACGGGGUUCCUGAUCCACUAAGUCUUGUCAUAUUUCAUCGUCACGUGAUGCGGAUGUCUGAUGUGGUUCGCGGAAAAUACAUCCUUGUACACUGCAGUGCCGGCAUAGGAAGAACGGGGACGUAUAUAGCACUGGACGCCCUCUACCGGGAAGGUGAAAAGACAGGAAAAGUUAAUGUGCAGAAGUAUGUAGAAAUCAUGAGAAAAGACCGAAUGAACAUGAUACAGGGUAGUGAUCAAUAUGAAGUUGUCUAUUUGACGCUCUUUGAGUCUUUUAGAGGAAAAUCUGAAUGUAUGUCUACUGAGUCAUUUUUGAAAGAAUACCAGCAACACUCCUGUUACUCAAAUUCUGGAGGAAAUUCAACCAACACAAAAUCUGAGGAAUUUGAGGAAUUGGCGAAUCUGAGAAAAAAGCAUUCCAAAAAGGAUUUUGAAUCGGGACAUGCUAAUAUUACGGCAAACUACACGCCAUCAAUUUUACCACUUGAGGAAUUCAGAUGUUAUCUGGACUACGUGAAAAAUAGAGGAACCUAUUAUAACGCUGUUCUUCUAAAGUCUUUCACUAGAAAUGACGCCUUGAUCAGCGCUCAGUACCCGCUUCCUGAUUACACGGAAGACUUCCUCAGAUUACUGACAGAUUUUGAUGUCCGCGUUGCCGUAUUCUUAUCUCCAUUGAGAGAUAUUUCCUCGUCUACCCAAUGGUUUCCAUUCAAAAAACAGACAAAAACAUUGGGAUCGUUCACAGUAAAAUUUGCAGAAUCUUCAAAUUCCAACAAUAUAAAUACCACAGAAAUUUUGCUGAAGCGAGAGGGUAGUGGUAAUAUAAGAAGAUUGGCUGUAGUUGAAUGCAGGGCGUGGAAAGACGGCUUGUCUUUAGAUCAUAGGGCGUUACUUGACGCGAUAAAGGAAACAAAAAUUGAGAAAAGCCUCACUGGAAGCAGAAUUCUAAUCUUGUCAAAUGACGGUGCCAAACGAUGCGGGCCAUUCUGUGUUGUUUACAACUGCUUGGAGCAAAUAUCCCUUGACAACGAAUUUGAUAUGUUUACCAAUACACGUUUGCUUCAAAUUCGAAGACCGGAAUUUAUCUCCACCUUGGAUGAAUACCAGUUUUGCCAUGAUGUUUUAGCUGAAUAUCUUCAGAAUGAUACAGUUUACGCUAAUUGCUAAAUGGACAUAUCUGCAAAUAGUUAAACUUAAUUAAAUUCAUAUAUAAUUUUAUUCACAAAACGUUAAUGGGAUUGGGAAGCAGGGGUCGCCUAUAUUAGCCCUCUCUCUAGUGAAAAUACUGAGAAGUUUAUUGUUUGCUGUAAAAAAUAAUGACUUUACCAGUUUUAGGCAUUAAGGAUUAUCAUUUUACCUUUAUUUGUUGUAAUGUAUAGACGCAAUACAGCAUAUGUUAAGUCAUCGACGGACCAAAAAAAAAAACCCAGAAUAAUGCACAUGUACAUAUUUAUGUUUUUUUCCCCAUUUAUUUGUUUAUAAUCAGAUACGUAAUAAAAUACGAUAUAUUUUCUUCAACUGAAUUCAUUCAUUAGAUUAAUAAGAGAAUAGUAUAAUGCGUUUAGAAAUUAUUUUGUAUUUUACAAGUAAGUCUAGAUCUCUUCAUUGAAUGUUUCUUAACAUGCAACACGUUUAGCAAAUUGCUACUUAAAAAGUGUUAUUUUUAAGAAGAUCAAGUUUUCACAUUUGGACCUCUUCAUUAUCAUACCUUUUUCUACAUUUAUUUUAUUCAUUUGUACUUAUUUUGGUAGUUUUCAAAGACACGAAGUCUAAAAACAAACAGAGAAGGAAAUGGUUUUGUGUGCAUUUAUUGUUUAUUUUCUUCCCUGUCAAUAUUAUAUAAUACUUAAUAAACAUUGACUUAAAGGCUUCGGAAUGUGAAAAAGUACAGAGACUAUAGCUACCAAUCAACAGAACAGAAGGAAAUAUAUUUAUAAUAUCUUUAAUGCAUUUCUUUCCAAAUGUUAUUUACUUCCAUUGACCCUUAAUGCAAUGUCAAAUAUAAAUCACGUAAUAAUCUUAAGGAAACAACCGCCUUUGAUUAACAUUGGUUCUUAAAUGCCAUUGGUAUAUGUACUGUGAUCAGUGUAAAAAAAGUAUGCAGGUUAAGGUUUCUUCCUUAUACUUUACGACUAUUUUACAUGUGACUUAAUAUGAAAAUACAAUGAAAUGAAAGAAGGUACAUCGUUGGUAGAAAUUGUGUUAAUUUCUGCCUUAUUUCCUGAUCCAAUAGAUAAGUUUCUCUUUUAUCUGACGACAUAGGUAUUACAUAACAAUGCACAUUGUGUUUAACCUUUAUGUACCUUCUUUUUGAAAUACACAUCGUGUUAAAUAAAUAUUUUUGGUUAUUCCGACUCACAUCUUUAUUACAGAUUAUGUGAAUGUUUGAAUAAAUAGUGCGGAAAACUAAGUGGGACAGACUGACAGACAUACAGAGGUACAGACAGACGGGGAGAAAAAUCUAUAGUUUAAUCCAGUUACACCGGUAGUGGACUAAUUGA